Pogona vitticeps (central bearded dragon) is the source of this 3934-nucleotide messenger RNA. It is a transcript of the gene DIS3L2, whose product is annotated as DIS3 like 3'-5' exoribonuclease 2. Gene Ontology annotation, molecular function: RNA binding; 3'-5'-RNA exonuclease activity. Lineage: Eukaryota; Metazoa; Chordata; Lepidosauria; Squamata; Agamidae. Gene Ontology annotation, biological process: miRNA catabolic process; mRNA catabolic process. Gene Ontology annotation, cellular component: P-body. The record is from RefSeq and is a predicted model, not a curated record.
CCGGAAGGAGAGGGAGGCAGGAAGUGGGGCGUUUGAAGUCGCGGUGGAUGCGGAGUGUGGAGUUGGGGCAGGUGGUAUCUCUGGGAUAUGGAACCCCCAGGAUGUUCCCGGAAUGCUCCCAUCCAGGCUUUCAAAGAGGCCCCGAGCAAGCCGUCCCUCCCUCAGAAGAACGCCUAUGCUCGGCUCGUCCAGAAGCACCACAGUGGGAGGUUCCGGUCCUACUUAAACCACAUUGCUCAGAAGCUUCAGCUGGCAGAGAAUACCCUCAACCACUUGGGUUCCGAAGCAGAGCCUUCUUUGAAGAGAGGCCUGGUGAGAGAGAACUUGUUGAAAAAUGGAAUGAAAGCGCCCGGUGGUUCGCCAGGCCAGGCUCUGCCACCUGGCCAGCUGGAGGAAGGGAUGUUUGAGCCGCUGAGUGACGGUCAAGAAGAAGGCUUGCCCAGGAAGCAGCGCCAUCAGAAAGAUCUCAGCAUGGGCAAAGGGGGCAGUGACAAUGAAGUUGCGGAAGAAGAGGACCACAUCGUCUCGAGAGCAAAGCAGGAAUCGGGGCCUCAAGGGACACCAUCCCGACAGGCUGGCCUCUUUCCGCCACGAAACUCUGGCUCCACUGAGAGGGACAGAGAGGAGUCAUGGUGGAGCAAAGGCGGGAGCAGUGACCCUCCGGUUGCCUUGGACAGAAUGGAUCACAGCGGCUCUGCAAGACCCUUGGCCAGCCAAACACAGGGCGCAGACAAGAGAGGCUCGGCAAGGACCAGAAACAGUUCGGAGUCUUCCAGAGUCCCCCCAAAUGCAGAGAGGAGGCGGCAACUAUCCGAAUCCUACCCAGACAACAUGAGUAGCUCGGAGGGCAGAAUGAGUCUCCGGCAGUUGGGAACUCCCAGAGGAGGUCUCUACUCUGCUGAUUCAACCCCCGGCGAGAGAAAAAACCGCACUAAGCCAACCCGGGGGAGGAAGAAAAUAUUUGAAACCUACAUGUCGAGAGAAGAUGUCUCUGCAGGUCUGAAAAGGAAGAUGCUCAUCCAGGGACCCUUAAGAAUAAACCCCAAGAAGUACCACGAGGCCUUCGUUCCAUCUCCCGAGGGCACUCGGGAUAUCUUCAUCGACGGUGUCGUCGCUCGUAACAGAGCGCUGAACGGUGACAUCGUGGUGGUCAAGCUGCUUCCAAAAGACCAGUGGAAGGUCAACAAGCCAGAUGGUUGUGAGAGUGAAGCGGAUGCUGCUCAAGGAUCAGGGGGCCCUGGGAAUUCACCAGGUACCCAGGUGCUUCCUGAUCCAGGAAAAGGGGAUGCCAGCAGCCCGGAUGUUGUCAUAGAGGCUCAAUUUGAUGACAGUGGCAUUGAGGGUGAGCAAGAGUGCCCCAGGGAGGUCCCGGAACUCACACAGCUGACUUUGGGGGCUAGUAGCAAAAAGGGGAGGGAUCUGGAGGUUGGUGAUGCCCACCAUGGGAAGUCAGAAGACUCCUCAAAGACCAGCGACCCGGAUCAGUUCCUUCAGAAGACAGCCAAGGUGGUCUACAUCUUGGAGAAGAAACAUUCCAGGGCUGUCACGGGUUUCAUCCGGCUCCUGGCUGACCGCAACAGCGAGCUUUUCAAGAAGUGUGCCAUGUUCUCCCCCGUGGACCACAGGGUGCCUCGCACUCACGUGCCCUUGGCUGAAUGCCCGCCAGAUUUUGCCACCAGGCCCGAGGACUACGCCAACACCCUCUUCAUCUGCCGUAUCAUGGACUGGAAGGAGGACAGCAAUUUUGCCGUCGGGCAGUUGGCCCAAAGCCUUGGGCAGGCCGGCGAAAUUGAGCCGGAGACAGAAGGCAUCCUGAUGGAAUAUGGGGUGGAUUUCUCCGACUUCUCCCCGGAGGUCCUGCGGUGUCUCCCCCAGAGCCUCCCCUGGACUAUCCCCCCAGAAGAAAUGGCCAAGAGAAGAGAUUUAAGGAAAGAAUGCAUCUUCACCAUCGAUCCUUCCACAGCCAAGGACCUCGAUGACGCCUUGUCUUGCAAGCAGCUUCCGGAUGGCAACUUGGAAGUUGGUGUCCAUAUUGCAGAUGUCAGUUAUUUUGUGCUUGAAGGAACGGAGCUGGAUGAGGUAGCCAGCCAGCGAGCGACAAGCGUCUACCUUGUGCAGAAGGUGAUCCCUAUGCUUCCGAAACUGCUCUGUGAGGAGCUUUGCAGUCUCAAUCCCAUGACAGACAGACUUACCUUCUCUGUCAUUUGGAAGCUGACUCCCGAAGGCAAGAUCCUGGGCGAAUGGUUCGGGCGGACGGUGAUCUGUUCCUGCGCCAAGCUCAGCUAUGAUCAUGCCCAGAGUAUGAUUGAGAAUCCCGAAAAGGUCUUCUCACCAGAGGAGCUGCCCCCUGUCUCUCCCCAACACUCCACGGCUGAAGUCCACCGCGCAGUCCUGAAUCUCCACCGCAUCGCCCAGCAGCUACGGAAGCAGCGCUUUGUAGACGGUGCCCUUCGCUUGGAUCAGCUGAAACUGGCAUUUACUUUGGACCAAGCGAGCGGGAUGCCCCAAGGCUGCUACGUCUAUCAGUACCGGGACAGCAACAAGCUGGUGGAAGAGUUCAUGCUGUUGGCCAACAUGGCUGUCGCCCAUCAGAUCUACCGCACCUUCCCGACGAAAGCUUUGCUCCGCCGGCAUCCGCCGCCGCAGACCAAGAUGCUCAGCGACCUGGUGGAGUUUUGCAACCAGAUGGGCCUGGACAUCGACUGCACCAAUGCAGGCACCUUGCACAAAAGCUUGAACGAAACAUUUGGAGAUGACAAAUAUGCUGAAGCAAGGAAGGAAGUCCUGACUAACAUGUUCUCCCGCCCCAUGCAGAUGGCCGUCUAUUUCUGUGCCGGGGCGCUGGAGGACGAGGCACUCUUUCGCCACUACGCCUUGAACGUGCCGCUCUACACCCACUUCACGUCCCCUAUCCGUCGCUUCCCAGACAUCCUGGUGCAUCGUCUACUGUCCGCUUCUCUGGGCUCCGGACCAGCUCUACAGAUGGAGGAAACAACGAUCCAGAAGCAAGCGGAACACUGCAAUGACCGGAAGAUGGCCUCGAAGAGGGUACAGGAGCUGAGUGCCGACCUCUUCUUUGCUGUCUUCGUCAAGGAAUGUGGGCCCCUGGAGUCUGAAGCCAUGGUGAUGGGCGUCCUCAACGAAGCCUUUGACGUCCUGGUGCUGAAGUUUGGCGUCCAGAAGCGCAUCUACUGCAACGCUUUGCCUCUGGUGGGGUUCCAGUUUCAGAAAACCGGCAGGAAGCCUCAGCUGACGCUGAUGUGGGAGCCAGAGGAUCUCGAACAGGAAGCCGUCCAACAGGUCAUUACCAUUUUCACCUUGGUGGAGGUCGUCCUGCGGUCAGACAACAUCCCCUUGAAGUACAGCGCGGUCCUCCAGAGGCCUCGAGGGAAGGAGUGACCUGGCUAGCGGCCUGAGAUGGACCACGCCUGCCAGAUGGACGCUGCCAAGGGGUGCUUAUUGGAUGAGCAUCCCUCAGUCGUCAUUGUCUGGGGAGGAAAAGUCACUGGACCUUUCGUUUUUAUUGUAUUUUGUCUUAAUGUUUUGCAGAUGGGCUUUGUUUUAUCUCUGGAUUUUUAAGCCGAAGCGGUGGGCCUUCCCAAAGGGCGAUAUUGGACAUUUCCCUUCCUAGCCUUUUUUAGACCUUCUCUUCUCUUAUAAGUGGCCCGUGCCGGCCUUUGCUUAAGGUGGCGUUCCCUAGCCCAGCAGUCUUCGAGCUGUGUAGGACUACGACCUGACCCUCCCUGGCCAGGACACUGGUUGUGCAUGAUGGGAAUUGUAGUCCAACACACCUGGGAGGUGGCGGGAAGCGGGGCUGAAGGCUUUCCUAGAUGGUGCGGUUGAUAGAAACGCUGUGUUACCUGGGCAGAAAAAAGUAAGCCGUUCUCCUUUGGCUCGCUGAAUAAAAAUGUGGUGUGUUUCCACCAGCCACCCA